AUCGCGUUUGGGAACUUGAUGCAUAAAAUUUGCAUGAUUCCUCACUCCUUUCUGGAUCUGUCAUUGGACUCCAGCCAGCAUGGCUCACGCCACAAAGGUUAACGGCUGUGCCUCAGGAAAAACAGAUGAUGUUCUGAACGGAGAUCCUGACAAGGAACAGAAAGAUCCUUACUUUGUGGAGACCCCCUAUGGUUAUCAGCUGGACUUAGACUUCCUCAAGUACGUGGACGACAUAGAGAAAGGAAACACCAUCAAGAAACUCAACAUCCAGAAGAGGCGGAAGCCGUCGGUGCCAUGCCCUGAAAGCAGGGCCGUGCCCGGUCAGCAGGCUGUGUGGACUUCCACGGAAUCCCUCUCGUCCUCCAACAGUGAUGACAACAGGCAGUGUCCUCACUUCCUGGUAGCCAGAAGCCACGUUACGUCGACUCCCAUCCCAAGGGCCCCUGCCCCUCUGGAGACCUCACCCCCUUUCCUUACCAUCCCAGAAAGUCGACAGCUGCCACCACCCUCCCCUCAACUCCCAAAGCACAACCUUCAUGUCACCAAGACGCUGAUGGAGACCCGGAGGAGACUGGAACAGGAGAGAGUCACCAUGCAGGUGGCCCCGGGUGAGUUCCGCAGGCCCAGGCUGGCCAGUUUUGGAGGCAUGGGCUCCACGAGCUCGCUCUCCUCCUUCAUGGGUUCCGGAAACCACAAUCCUGCCGCGCACCAGCUUCAGAAUGGAUACCAAGGCAACGGUGAGUACAGCGGCUAUGCCCCAGCCGUGGCCACCACGUCGUCCAUGGGGAGCUCCAUCCGCCACAGCCCCCUGAGCUCAGGGAUCUCCACGCCAGUGACCAACGUGAGCCCCAUGCACCUGCAGCACAUCCGCGAGCAGAUGGCCAUUGCCCUGAAGCGCCUGAAGGAGCUCGAGGAGCAGGUGCGAACCAUCCCCGUGCUCCAGGUGAAGAUCUCCGUCUUGCAAGAGGAGAAAAGACAGUUGGCCUCGCAGCUGAAACACCAGAGAGCGACAGCCCAGAACGACGCGUGCGGUGUGAGGAAGCGGUCCUACAGUGCGGGGAACGCGUCGCAGCUGGAGCGGCUCUCCAGGGCCCGGCGCAGUAGCGGCGGAGGUGAACUGUACAUCGACUACGAGGAGGACGAGAUGGAACGCGUGGAACAGAGCGCGCAGAGCAUCAGGGAGUUCCGGCAGCUCGCGGCAGACAUGCAGGCCCUGGAGCGGAAGAUCCAGGACAGCAGCUGCGAGGCCUCCUCGGGGCCCCGGGAGGACGGGGAGAGCCGGUCCGUGGCUGUGGGUGCCGACGAGACCAUGGACCGCGUGGUCGUGUACCGCAGGGGCUCCGCGUCCCGGAAGGACGCCGCCGUCGGGACGGCCACCGAGUCGAGGAACUGUGGGGUCGGCGUGACAGAGGCCAUGCUUGGCGUGACCACGGAAGCGGACAAGGAAAUAGAGCUGCAGCAGCAGACCAUAGAGGCCUUGAAGGAGAAGAUCUACCGCCUGGAAGUGCAACUGAAAGAAACCACCCAUGACCGCGAGAUGACUAGACUCAAGCAAGAGCUGCAGGCCGCGGGGUCGAGGAAGAAGGCGGACAAAGCCGUGACGGCCCAGCCGCUGGUUCUCAGCAAGAUGGUGGAGGCGGUGGUGGCCACCAGAGACCAGACGGCUGGCCAUCACGUGGACCUGGCGGAUGCCUGUGUCGGGAGCGCCGUGCAGAUGCACAGCCUGGGCGUCUCCUGCCGGCCCCGUUGUGAGAGCAGGCUCGUGGGGCCCGAGCUGCCCAUGAAUUGGUGGAUUGUCAAGGAGAGGGUGGAAACGCACGAGCAGGGUACUGGGAGGUCCGUGGAGACGUGCGACAAGAGCGUGGGUGUGGAAAUCAGCGUCUGCGAAACGGGCAGCAACACGGAGGAGUCCGUGCACGAUCUGUCGCUCCUCAAGACCAACCUGAAUCUCAAAGAAGUGCGAUCCAUCGGCUGCGGGGAUUGUUCCGUUGACGUGACUGUCUGCCCCCCGAAGGAGCUCACGUCCCGGAGCGUGAACACGGAGGCCGCUGGCCAGGUGGAGGCUGCUGUCAUGGCGGUGCCUCGUACCGCGAGCCGGCACACCAGCACGGUUUGGGAGCAGGUGGACCGGUGCACCAACACCGAGGUGGUUACCCUUGUGGAAUCCUGCACCAGCACUUCCCUCAGCACUUUGGACAAGCAGACCAGCACUCAGACCGUGGAGAUGCGGACGGUGGCCGUAGGAGAAGGCCGCGUGAAGGAUAUCAAUUCCUCCACCAACACACGGUCCAUCGGAGUUGGAACCGUGCUCUCUGGCACUUCUGGGUUUGACAGGCCGUCGGCCGUGAAGACCAGAGAGUCAGGCGUGGGGCAGAUAAAUAUUAAUGACAAUUAUCUGGUUGGUCUCAAAAUGAGGACCAUCGCCUGUGGCCCUCCGCAGUUGACUCUGGGGCUGGCAGCCAGCAGGAGGAGCGUCGGCGUAGGAGAUGGGCCUGUUGGCGAGUUCGCGGAGAGCCCCCUGCCCCAGGCUCCUGCUGGAAUGGUGACCGGCUUGGAUCACUACAUUGAGCGGGUCCAGAAGUUGCUGGCUGAGCAGCAGACACUGCUGGCUGAGAACUACAGCGAGCUGGCAGAGGCUUUUGGGGAGCCGCACUCGCAGAUCGGCUCUCUGAACUCGCAGCUCAUUAGCACCCUGUCCUCGAUCAACUCAGUCAUGAAGUCCGCAAGUACGGAGGAGCUGAGGAACCCUGACUUCCCAAGAAUGAGUCUGGGUAAAGUCACAGGCAGUAGUCUGGAAUACCCCUGUAAGUGCGGAGGCCUUCAGUCAGGAGGACCGUUCAACACCCAGACAUCCCGGCAUGAGCAAGAAGCGGGGACCACGGAAGGGAGACCCCUCGGCGGCCAGGACGCCUUCCCCUCUCAGGAAAGCGCGCUGUCUCCCGUGAACCUGACCGACGACCAGAUAGCCGCCGGCCUCUAUGUAUGUACCAACAGUGAAAGCACGCUGAAGUCGAUCAUGAAGAAGAAGGAUGGCAACAGAGAUUCAAAUGGAGCAAAGAAGAAUCUGCAGUUUGUUGGCAUUAACGGAGGGUAUGAAACAACUUCAAGUGAUGAUUCCAGCUCAGAUGAAAGCUCUUCCUCCGAGUCAGAUGACGAGUGUGACGUCAUUGAGUAUCCUCCUGAGGAAGAGGAGGAGGAAGAGGAGGACGAAGACACUCGGGGAAUGGCGGAAGGGCACCAUGCAGUUAAUAUGGAAGGUUUCAAGUCCACCAGGGUGGAAGAUGAAAUGCAGGUUCCAGAAUGUGAACCUGAGAAGGUGGAAAUCAGAGAGAGGUAUGAAUUAAGUGAAAAGAUGUUAUCUGCAUGCAACUUACUGAAAAAUAACAUAAAUGACCCCAAAGCUUUGACCAGCAAGGACAUGCGGUCCUGUCUGAACACCCUGCAGCACGAGUGGUUCCGCGUAUCCAGUCAGAAGUCAGCCUGCCCGGCCAUGGUGGGGGACUACAUAGCUGCUUUUGAGGCCGUCUCCCCGGACGUCCUGCGCCACAUCAUCAACAUGGCGGAUGGCAACGGCAACACGGCCCUCCAUUACAGCGUGUCACAUUCCAAUUUCGAGAUCGUGAAGCUGCUCUUGGACGCCGACGUGUGUAACGUGGACCACCAGAACAAGGCGGGAUACACCCCCAUCAUGCUGGCAGCCCUUGCCGCGGUGGAAGCAGAGAAGGACAUGCGUGUUGUGGAAGAGCUCUUCGGCUGCGGGGACGUCAAUGCCAAAGCCAGCCAGGCGGGACAGACAGCCCUCAUGCUGGCGGUCAGUCACGGGCGGAUCGACAUGGUGAAGGGCCUGCUGGCCUGCGGGGCCGACGUCAACAUCCAGGACGACGAGGGCUCCACUGCCCUCAUGUGUGCCAGUGAGCACGGGCAUGUGGAGAUCGUCAAGCUGCUGCUGGCCCAGCCGGGCUGCAAUGGCCACCUGGAAGACAACGACGGCAGCACGGCACUCUCGAUAGCCCUGGAGGCGGGACACAAGGACAUCGCCGUUCUCCUGUACGCCCAUGUCAACUUCGCGAAGGCCCAGUCUCCGGGCACCCCCAGGCUUGGAAGGAAGACAUCUCCUGGCCCCACCCACCGGAGUUCAUUUGACUGAUUAUAUGCAAAUAGCCGUCCAUUUACAUGCCACCACUAAGCUGCUAAUUGUUCCUCUUGGGGUGACAGAUACUGAAUGUAUGCGUGCUGUGCCUGAGCUCACCAGCAAACAGAACGGGUAAGCCAGGGCGGAAGCCUGGAGCUGCACGGUGGGGGCGGAGCCAGCAGGGGCCGCCCGGCACACCCCGCCUCCCACCUGGCCGCCUUCCCUGUGCGCGGGGGCGCGCCCACCCCCGUCUCUGUUGCUGUCGAGUCUCUGCUCCGUUAUGUACAGUCGUAGGAUACGGUGACCUGACCUGAGCGGGCAGCCCCUACUCCCUUCUCUCGCCCUCGCCACUGCCAAGAAGCGUCAGGUUCUCACUGGCUUGGCGGUCUUACAAUUGUCCGCAAGUAUUUAUAUUUACCCCUUGUGGAGCCAUUGGAAAGCUCUGAAAAUCCCAUUCCGGGAGGGUUUUGUUGAUUUUCCUUUUGUCUUCACCAUUGGAAAGUGAGGGAGUGGAGAUGACCAAUCGUCAGCACCUUGGGCCUGGCCUGGUAGAUUCCUGGUUUAAAAAUAGAAGACAGAACUCUCCGAAAGUACAAAACUUAAUGAAAAGAAAGCUUUUCGGUUGGGUUUAUCUGGGUGGGUGUAUUAUAUGACUUUUUAUAUAAAAGGCAUCUAUAUAAAAUUGACACAGUAUUUUCACCUUUUAUAUUCCGUCGUCAUUGAGACAUGAAGAAGUACGUGUAACAUUACCAUGUUUUUAAUUAAUAAUUGCACAAAUCUGUACCUAAUGUCAAGGGUUGAAUCACGUUAGAGGAAUUGGCUAUAUAUUUGCCUCUAGAGAAACAUAGUGUAGUUCUCCAGGUAUUUAUGGAUUCCUUUAUACCAUGUCACGUUUACUUUGGUCUUAAAUGUAUUUAAAUGUUUGAAGUGCCUUAGACUCUUGCCAUAUUUUCAAAAUAAAAUUUCAUUAAGUGCU
Molecule: messenger RNA, 5108 nt
Organism: Lynx canadensis (Canada lynx)
Lineage: Eukaryota; Metazoa; Chordata; Mammalia; Carnivora; Felidae
Gene: KANK1
Product: KN motif and ankyrin repeat domains 1
Exons: 11
Coding region: 80-4147 (1355 amino acids)
Biological process (GO): negative regulation of actin filament polymerization
Cellular component (GO): cytoplasm; cytoskeleton
Molecular function (GO): protein binding
Source: RefSeq, a predicted model, not a curated record